GUGUGGCGCUGUGUGUAUGUUUGUAUGUGGAUCUCCAGCUGCAGUAGAGUAGAUCCGCUGUGUGUGUACACAGUGGUGCUGGAAGAGAGGAGGAAGAGGAGCUGCUGGAGAAGAAGAAGAGGAGCUGCUGGAGAAGAAGAAGAGGAGCUGCUGGAGGAGGGGAAGAAAAGCUGCUGAAGAAGGAGAGGAAGAGGGAGAAACUGCUGAAGGAGGAGAGGAAAAGCUGCUGAAGGAGGAGAGGAAGAGAAUCUGCUGGAGGUGAAAAGAAAGAGGAGCUGCUGGAGAGGAGGAAAGGAGCUGGAGGAGAGGAAGAAGAGCUGCUGGAGGAGAGGAAGAGUAGCUGCUGAAGGAGGGGAGGAAGAAGAGCUGCUGAAAAGGAAAGGAAGAAAAGCUGCUGGAGAAGGGAGGAAGAGGAGCUGCUGGAGAAGAGAGGAAGAUAAUCUGCUGGAGGAGGAGAGGAAGAGGAGUUGCUGUAGGAGGAAAGGAAGAGAAGCUGCUGCAGGAAGAAAGGAAGAGAAGCUGCUGGAGAGGAGAGCAAGAGGAGCUGCUGGAGGUGAAAAGAAAGAGGAGCUGCUGGAGAAGAGGGAGAGGAAGAAAAGCUGCUGGAGGAAGAGGAGCUGCUGGAGGAGAGGAGGAAGAGUAGCUGCUGGAGGAGAGGAGAGGAGAGGAAGAGGAACUGCUGGAGAGAAGAGGAAGAAAAGCAGCUGGAAGAGAGGAAGAGAAUCUGCUGGAGGUGAAAAGAAAGAGGAGCUGCUGAAGGAGGAGAAGAAGAGAAUCUGCUGGAGGUGAAAAGAAAGAGGAGCUGCUGGAGAGGAGAGGAAGAAAAGCUGCUGGAGGAGAAGAGGAGGAGCUGCUGGAGAACAGGAGGAAGAGGAGCUGCUGAAGGAGGAGAGGAAGAGGAGCUGCUGAAAGAGGGAAGGAAAAAGAGCUGCUGGAGGAGAGGAGUGGAAGAAAAGCUGCUGGAGGAGGAAGGUAGGACACAGAUCAGAAGAACCUGUACCCUUUCCUGCCUGAGGAGAACUGAAAAUCAGACUUUAAUGGACAGGAUUGAAUGCCAUCUUGUCUCAUUCUUCUCCUGAUGUCCUUUGCUGCAGUUUAAAUAAAAUAAAAAAAUAACUUCCACAAACACAUGCCACCAGAAUAUGCCACUAAGAAUAAUCAGUCAAACUCUUAAACCAUAAGAGACUAUAUUAAUAUAUAAAAUAUGGCGUCUACUGGAAGCUCCACCAUUCAGCAGGUAUCGUCUACUACUGCUGCUUUCUACACCAGUAUAGAUCACAUACCAACAGACAGAACCACAGUCAAGGAGAGAACCCACCUCUGCCUGGAGUGUGGGAAGAGCUUCACCGAGAGGGGUACCCUCAAAGCCCACCAGCGCAUUCACACUGGAGAGAAACCGUAUCAGUGUGUGGAGUGCGGGAAGAGCUUCACUCAGCAGAAUCAUCUCCAGCUCCACCUGCGGUUCCACACUGGAGAGAAACCGUUUCACUGCUCGGACUGCGGGAAGAGUUUUAAUCAGCAGAGCCAUCUCCGACUACACCAGCGCAUUCACACUGGAGAAAAACCCUAUCAGUGUGCAUUCUGUGAGAAGAGCUUCCGCGACCGAGGAAAUCUCAAAAAACACCAACACAUCCACACGGGAGAGAAGCCCUACUGCUGCUCAGAGUGCGGGAAGAGCUUCAAGGAUAUAGGUCCUUUUAAAGCCCACCAGCGCACUCAUACCGGAGAGAAACCAUUCCAGUGUUUGGAGUGUGGAAAGAGCUUUAACCAGCAGAUCCAUCUGCAGAGACACCAGCGCGUUCACACUGGAGUUAAACCAUAUUUCUGUUCGUUUUGUGGAAAAAGCUUCAGUGAUAAAAGCACCCUCAAAAAGCACCAACACAUUCACACUGGAGAGAGACCGUUUAAGUGCUCUGUGUGCGGGAAGAGCUUCAAUCAACAGGGUCAUCUUCAUCAACACCAGCGCAUUCACACUGGAGAGAAACCGUUCUCCUGCGUGGAGUGUGGGAAGAGUUUCAGACAUUCCAGUACUUUAAAGGGACAUAAGUGCAUUACGAGUGUGGUGGAAACUCAGGACUUGUGUCCCAAUUCCUCUACAAGCAGCACUUCAGGAGAUGCCAAGGAUAAACCUCUCAGACUCUUCAAAUCAGGAGUGAAUAAUUUGAGUCAUUUUAAUAUGGCAGCCAUUGGAAUCUCAAGUCCUCUGCAAGAGUCCUCUGCUGACUCUCCCACCUCUAAUACAUCCAGCAUCCCAACAAAGAAGAUAAAGAAGAAAGCCAAAGAGAGAACCCACCACUGUCUGGACUGUGGAAAGAGCUUCGCUGAGAGCAGUAUCCUCAAAGAACACCAGCGCAUUCACACUGGAGAGAAACCGUAUCAGUGCACAGAGUGUGGAAAGAGCUUCAGUCACAAAGGCAAUCUCAAAAAACACCAACAAAUUCACUCUGGAGACAAGCCGUAUGUCUGCUCAGACUGUGGAAAGAAUUUUAAUAUACAGAGUCAACUCCGACUACACCAACGUGUUCACACUGGAGAGAAACCGUAUCAGUGUUCAGACUGUGGGAAGAGCUUCAGUCACAAAGGCAAUCUCAAAAAACACCAACAAAUUCACACUGGAGAGAAACCGUUUAGCUGCUCAGAGUGUGGAAAGAGAUUUAGAGACAGUGGGCCUUUUAAAGCCCACCAGCGCGUUCACACUGGAGAGAAACCGUAUCAAUGCUCCGAAUGCGGAAAAAGAUUCACCCAACUGAUGAAUCUUCAAAGACACCAGCGCGUUCACACUGGAGAGAAACCGUAUCAGUGCUCGUACUGCGGAAAGAGCUUCAGAGACGGCGGCAACCUGAACAAACACCAACUCAUCCACACCGGAGUGAAGCCCUACCGCUGCUCAGAGUGCGGGAAGACCUUUAAGGCCUGGGGUCCUUUCAAAGCCCAUCAGCGCAUUCACACUGGAGAGAAACCGUAUCACUGCUCAGACUGUGGGAAGAGCUUUAAGCAGCGGAGUCAUCUGCAGAGACACCAGCGCGUUCACACCGGACUGAAACCGUUUUACUGUUUGUUCUGUGGAAAAAGCUUUAGUGACAAAAGUACUCUCACAAACCAUCAGUACAUCCACACUGGAGAGAGACCGUUUGACUGCUCAACCUGUGGAAAGAGUUUUACUCAGCAGAGUAGUCUCCUACAGCACCAGCGCAUUCACACUGGAGAGAAACCAUAUUAUUGCUCAGAGUGUGGGAAGAGCUUUAGGCAUUCGUGUACUUUAAAGGCACACAAGUGCUCUAAGACUGAAGCAGAAACUUCUGACUUGUGAUUCUCUUAAAUUAUCUUAGUGAAUUAGGUUUCUUUUUUGUUGUUGGUUUCUAACCAUGUUCCUGAAGAAUCCACUGCUCUGCACACCAGCACUAUUUGUUCCAGUCAAAGCGGACUCUGGUUUGUUUCAAACCCUUGAUGUGGUUCGUUUCAGCAGGUGUAAAUACAGUAAUCCCACUCGGAUGUGGCCCAAAUUAACAGACCAUGAUCUGACCUCAACCCGACCCAAGUGUCAAAUAUACUCCUCAUGUUUGAGCUAAACAGCUGUAAAGGUGCAGUUUAACCUGAUUUAUUACCUAGAUAAUUAAUACAGCUAUAAACUAAUGCCUCUGCUGCAUCUCUGCAGCUGUUCCAUGCUAAAUUACACUGAAAAUAAUAAAAUAUGUGCUGAUCUGGAAAAUAGAA
Molecule: messenger RNA, 3714 nt
Organism: Astyanax mexicanus (Mexican tetra)
Lineage: Eukaryota; Metazoa; Chordata; Actinopteri; Characiformes; Acestrorhamphidae
Product: zinc finger protein 658B-like
Exons: 3
Coding region: 1205-3310 (701 amino acids)
Biological process (GO): regulation of transcription by RNA polymerase II
Molecular function (GO): DNA-binding transcription factor activity, RNA polymerase II-specific; RNA polymerase II cis-regulatory region sequence-specific DNA binding
Source: RefSeq, a predicted model, not a curated record